Molecule: messenger RNA, 1977 nt
Organism: Arachis ipaensis
Lineage: Eukaryota; Viridiplantae; Streptophyta; Magnoliopsida; Fabales; Fabaceae
Gene: CIPK3
Product: CBL-interacting protein kinase 3
Biological process (GO): signal transduction; protein phosphorylation
Molecular function (GO): protein serine/threonine kinase activity; ATP binding
Source: RefSeq, a predicted model, not a curated record
UAGUAUCUAAAAAUUGCAAUUUGCUUAGAUUUUGUCUGGUUGCAUACCAGUUGUUUGAUAGUUUGCCUCAGAAAAACCAUUUCAUAAAUCUCUUACACACACACAAACACAAAUACACCCUUUGGACAUAAUCAAAAGCCAAACAAAACUCAAAAACAGUAAUCAAUUAAGCUACCAAGCUUGGUCUUCAUCCUUUUUCACACUGCACAAUAAUUCAGAUAUUCUUAUCUGCAUAGAUUGAAACUGCAAAGUUAGUAGUUGCCAAGAGGGGGUUUUCCAUAUUCAAGCUGAAUUCUGGUUGUAGGUUUAUCAUUUGCCGGAAGACAAACUUUGAGGUAGGUUCCUUGUAAGUGAGCUGAAGUUCCAUUCAUCACAAAAGUUUCAAGGGGGCAUAGAGGAUGAGUCAGCCUAAGAUUAAGCGUCGUAUCGGUAAAUAUGAGGUUGGGAGGACCAUUGGAGAGGGAACUUUUGCAAAGGUGAAAUUUGCAAGGAACUCGGAGACUGGUGAUCCUGUGGCUCUCAAGAUUCUUGACAAGGAAAAAGUUCUCAAGCACAAGAUGGCUGAACAGAUCAGGCGCGAGAUAGCUACAAUGAAGUUAAUCCAGCAUCCCAAUGUUGUUCGACUAUACGAGGUCAUGGGAAGUAAAACAAAAAUAUAUAUUGUUUUGGAGUUUGUGACUGGGGGAGAGCUCUUUGACAAAAUUGUAAACCAUGGACGAAUGAGUGAAAACGAAGCACGAAGAUAUUUCCAGCAGCUUAUAAAUGCUGUUGAUUAUUGCCAUAGCAGGGGUGUCUUCCACAGAGACCUGAAGCCUGAAAAUCUGCUAUUGGAUACUCUUGGAAACCUUAAAGUUUCUGAUUUUGGGUUGAGUGCACUCUCCCAACAAGUCAGGGAUGAUGGACUUCUUCACACUACAUGCGGAACACCAAACUAUGUUGCUCCAGAGGUCCUUGAAGAUAGAGGCUAUGAUGGGGCAACCGCGGACUUGUGGUCGUGUGGUGUGAUUCUCUUUGUGCUGGUUGCAGGUUACUUGCCUUUUGAUGACCCAAAUCUAAUGAACCUGUAUAAAAAAAUCUCGGCAGCUGAGUUUACUUGCCCGCCAUGGCUUUCUUUCAGUGCAAGAAAAUUGAUCACUCGAAUCUUGGAUCCUAAUCCUGAGACUCGUAUCACUGUUGCUGAGAUUUUGGAGGAUGAAUGGUUUAAGAAAGAUUAUAAGCCUCCAGUUUUCGAGGAGAAAGGGGAAACCAACCUCGAUGAUGUCGAAGCUGUCUUCAAAGAUUGUGAAGAACACCAUGUAACUGAGAAGAAGGAAGAACAACCAACACCCAUGAAUGCAUUCGAGUUAAUCUCCAUGUCCAAAGGGUUGAACCUAGAAAACUUGUUUGAUAUAGAGCAGGGAUUUAAAAGAGAAACAAGAUUCACAUCAAAAUCACCAGCUGAUGAGAUAAUAAACAAGAUUGAAGAAGCUGCAAAACCUCUUGGCUUUGAUGUGCAAAAGAAAAAUUACAAGAUGAGGCUUGAAAAUGUUAAAGCUGGAAGGAAGGGAAACCUUAAUGUUGCCACAGAGAUAUUCCAAGUGGCACCUUCUCUUCACAUGGUUGAGGUACGGAAAGCAAAGGGUGAUACAUUGGAGUUUCAUAAGUUCUAUAAAAACCUGUCAACAUGCUUGGACGACGUGGUUUGGAAAACAGAAGAGGAUAUGCAAAAGAAAGAAGCCAAGUGAAGUGAUAGUGAUGUCAAUUAUGAAAUCUAAGUGUAAUUUAAUUGAUGUCUAGCUAUGAUAAUGAUCUCUUCUUCUGUAGCUUCCACCAUAUUUAGCAAUUUCUUGAUUUGUUAUUUUGCUUGCCCCACCGGCAUAGCUUCUUUUCUUUCUUGUUAGGUUUGUUUUGGACAAAUGUACUCACAUCACAUACAUGUUACUGUUGCGUUUCCAUGCUAUUAUUGUUGGAAAGCAUGCAUGCACAGUUUUUAUGUAA